AUGGAAUUGAACAAUGAAGAACACGGGAUUUAUUUGAGGUAAGAGACUGCUUCAUGAAUCCAUCUUUUGUCCUGAUCGGUAUCACGGACUGUUUGACUAAUACUGGAAAGUUUAGGGGGAAAACCUGACUGUUAUUGUUGUAAAAAAAUAUUACACUAUAUUAGUUGACCUCUCACCAACCAAUGGCAAACAUCUUCCUAAAGAAACUAAUUUGAAGAUUGGAUCUGGUGCUAAUAUACUCUAAUAUACAUUUAUGGUUAGCAUAAACAAAAUAAGAACAUGUACUCUAAAAUUUCAUAAUAAAGACUAGGGCGCGAAAUACCACGAAAAUUUAAUUAAUGCUUAGCUUUCAUUUUGCCCUGCAACCCUUUCUUAGAACAUCUAUUUACAAAAUGCAUGAAAAUUGUUCAUUCUUUGCUAUAAUUGCCUAGGAAAUUUUGUAUUUUUUGGUGUUCAUAUUUAUUUUUCCUGUGUAUCCUAUAGUUGCCCAAAUGUGAAAAAAACAGGAUGCAAAAUUCUGUGGUGUUUUUUACUCUACCUCUGUUGUUAACUGGUCUCAUAGCAGGUAGGUAACUGGUAAAACCUUUAAGGUGACUAUAUCAGAUUAACUUAUCUUGCAGUUCGAAUUUUGCAUUUGCAAUCCAAUAAUUCACGUCUUUUUAAUCAUACAGUGCUAUUUCCGCGCCUCCGACUCGGCAAUCUUUUUUCAUGCCAUUUUACGCCCAAGCAAAAAUCCUGUUUCUGUCAAACAAGCCCCAUGUUUUACAUGUCAAGUAGAAUUUGUGUGAACAAGUUGUAAGGUCACUUUUGACUUGGCUAAAAUUAAUCACCCACCGUUUCCACGGUAGGGGGGCAGUCUUCUUUAAACAAAAAAAAACCAAAAAAAACCAACAGAAACAACAUUAGCAACAACAUUUAAUAGUCUGAAACAAGCAAGGCAAUAUCCCCGCAGGAACAUGUUUUUGAUUCUCUAUUCAAACAAAAUGGACCCGCCCACAGUUAUUUGUUUCAAAUGAUAUACACCAGAGUUUUAGUUUGCAUAACUGAAUAACUAAGUGCAGAGCGGUUCGCUAACAAUGAACAGAGGAGAGAAAAUACUAUGGGUCUAUUAAAAGUCAUUACUUUUCACAAUUGUUCUAUGCUUAGCGUAGGUAUAUCGACGUAUGGAUGCACGCAGGAAGUUUUAAGAGCACGAGAGAAGCGAAAAGGUUGCUCGAGGAGAAGCCGGGAGCAACUCUAGCUUAUUGUUAAUGAUGUUAGUCGUGUAGAGCUGGUACUUCAAGCUAUAAAAUAAUGUUAAGAUGACACUGAAAUAAAACAUAUACGGUUAUAUUGUCAUUCAGUCUACAAUGGAAAUAUCAUUCUUAAUUACUCAUCGGAAUUCAAUGCGAAAAAAUAGCAAAAAAGUUGUGCAAAUUUGGUCAUGAUUCUUUAUCAGUCUAUUCAUUUCUGAUCGAAACAUCGAACAAAGGUUGAACGAAUACAAAGGAAAAGAAUAUAACAGAAAUGGCGCAAUGAGAAUUGACUAAAAGUCUAAAGUAUGCUACAACUUUGAAUUCUCCAAGUUAUCACUCAAGAUGCAACACGAUGCAUAGUAGGCUUAUUAAAUUUAUUUACUCAUCUGACUUAUCAAAAUUCUUUGAUUACCGGAUACCCAGACUACCUUCCGACAUUAUUGUAUGCACAUUUGUCCUCUUUCCUGGAACUUUUCUCGAGACAGCCCUAUGAGGAAAGUGCGUCUUUUAAAUUCCUCAAUAUAAAUUAUUGGGUAUAUCUCUUUACUCCCUUACUUUCAGGAUCCAAAACUAAAUAUGAAGUUUAUAUAUUCACUGGUAACAAGUUUGGAGCAGGAACAGAUGCACGAGUAUUUAUCACUCUGUUUGGUGAAAAGGGCCAUUCGAAAGAGAUAGAGCUUGAAAGCAAAGGACGGAACGACUUCGAAAAAGGACAGUAAGUUGUACUAAUGAUAAACUCGUCUUGUAAGGAUGAAGAGGGCAGGUCUCUAUAGUAACUGUAGUGGUGCAGCGGUGGUGGGUUUUGCAAGAUACAAUUUGGUAUAAUCAACUGAGUUGAUGAUGUCAAUUGGCCACUGUAAAGAGCUUCUAAAGCUAACUAUUCGAGUGUUAGCCCGUUGUUAAAGCGAAUAUUUAAGGCCCAUCUUCAGAAACUGAAGUCUCAGGGCAAGCAACUUUGGGUUUAAUAUUUAGUGGACCUUUAAAAUUAAGUAGAAAAAUAGGUGAAUCUACAAGUACUUUAAUUUUGACAUUACAAAUUUAGCUUCAAGUGCGUCAAGAAAUGAGGAUCUAUAAACUUCUCAGAUAUCUCUAUGUCAGUAGUAUUGGUGGCUAUUUUCAGGAAGGAUAAAUUUGUUAUUGAAACCAAGUACCUGGGGAAACUAAAUGCUAUCAACAUAAGACACGACAACAGCUGGUUUGGAUCUGGAUGGUAUUUAGACAAGGUAAAAUUACUUACAGGCAUGUGUACCAUCUAAGGAGACAAAUUUAGAGCACCUUUGUUGAGAGCUGUAAAAUUAAAAAACCAAAGUGGUCAAGAGGACCGAUCAAAACAAAGCAAAAUAAAGCAAUGAUUCAUUGAGAAGUAAGGUAAAAAAAAAACCAACUGCUUUCAGCGCGGAAAAACUGAUGCGAACGAGUGACCGUCGCAAUUGGUUGGUUGAGGGAAGGGUGUUGAAUUUGUACACAAUAACAGGGCAAAAGGAAUAAAGAGCACUGGAGUUUGAGAUUACUUUUUGAAAAGCAAAAUGUUUCUAAAGUUAAAUUUUAUUGCAUCAUUUUCAAAGAAAGAAGAGAGAGAGACCAAUUGUAUUGGUUCUUAGCACCACUUCAUUCGGUAAAUAUCCUUCAAUGUCUGCGUUUCCGGCCGGGAUCUCCUUCUUUUAAAGCUGAAGCGUAAUCGAUCAAAAAGGAAUUGGGGUUCCGACAGUCCACAAUAUGAUAAUACAACGACAUAACGAUGUUAAGGCCAUUGCAAAUUGAUGAAAAUCUAUCGAUCAAGAUAGGAUGCAAGUUAUGCUAACAGUUGAUUUUUGCUGCCCCUUACGUAAGAUUCCAUUCUUAAUCUUUACAUUUUUCAUAUUUCUCAUUUUUCUUUGCGCCUACGUGCUUCUUCUUCAGCGUCCAUCUUACCUCCGGAAAUCGAAAUGGCUUCUGUCGUAUUUCAAAGUCGUAUUAUAACUGAUGGAAUUAUUGCACACACUCCAAUUGAAUCAGUUUUUCUUAUAAUAAUUAGAAAUACCGUGCAAAUUUAAGUUACUAAAUAUUUCUGUUUGGUUUUCUUGACAAUCGCUGCAACUACGGCUCAAUUUAUCCUUGCGGGGAACUAAACUUUUUCUCGUUCAACGCUUUCAGUAAAUUUUUAACGUCUUUUAUCCUUCCAUUCUUUACCAGGUGAAGAUUAAAGGAAAGGAUGGUUGUGUAUAUGAAUUUGUAAGUCACAAGUGGUUAGCGUCUAACGUUGGAGAUGGAAAGACAUCUCGAGAGCUGAAUGGCAAAAGCCGCUGCCCUACUUUAGAUACUCCUACAAAAGGUACAUGUCACAAAAUAUCGAUUGGAUGUCUACUGUCGGAAGAAUGUAUUGUCGCAUUUUUGAUAGCCCUCUCUAGCCAUAGGGUGGAAAACAUGCAGUGAUAGAAGAGGGAAGGGUAAAUUUCAAAAUAAUCGCAAAGAAUACCAAAUGAUAAACUAUAAUGGCUCAUUUUCAAAGUUUUAAAUCCAUGGCUAACUCCUCACGAUGUUGUUAAAUGCAAAUUUAGAUAAGCUGUCUCGUUUUCUUUAGCGGGAUCAUCAAUGUAUGGGUUAACUUUGUAACAUUCUGUUGUUAAUUGGUUCCAGACUGUCAAGAAGCUCUUGGUAUAACCCGAGGACUGAUAAAGGAUUCCCAGUUUACAGCUUCUUCAUCUUACGAUGAACACCAUCAACCUUACCAUGCCCGUCUGAAUAAAACCGUCAAAGGCUCCCGUGGUGGGUGGUGUUCGGCUUUUGCGGAUGAGACAGAAUUUCUUGAAAUUGACUUGGGAAAUAAGACGGGCAUCUCAGGUAAGCUAAUGUCGUCUCUUUUCCACUGUCGAGCUAUAAUGUUGUUGUUGUUGUUAUUGCUUAGGGUUGUAAGGACAAGUCUUCCUGUUGUUUGUUGAGGACGUUGUGAUCCUCAACUCACAAGGGAGACCUUCAAAUACUGAUCACUUAUUUAAACAACGACCAAAAAUUUGUAUUAUCGCUAUGUACGAGCUCCGCUAAUAUUUGUGUUAAUACGUUUUAAAUAGAAAUGAUAGGGUUUCAACAAAUUAUUAGAAACUAGCUGUGUCAUCCUUUAAUUAUCUAUCGAAAGACUGCAUAUCUUUCUUCGUUUAGGUUUAGAUUGAGCGUCCUUUUUAACAGAUUUCAUUCCACAUUGGUAAUUUCUACCAUUCUGCUUGUACACUCAUCCUUCCCUUAACCUUUCAUAUUCUCCAACGACAUUUUUAGUAUUUGUUAAGCCUUAAAUUCUAUGGAAUUGAUCUCUUCCCCGUUCAUGUGUUACCUAACUCAGCCUGUUCUCAGGGAAGUGGUCUCUGCAAGAAAAUCACUUUUACCUCCCUCUCAAAACAAUCUUUAUUCAAACAGGUAUUUCAACGCAAGGUCAGUCCAUGUUUGACAACUGGGUAACUAGGUAUGCCAUGUCAUACAGUACUAACGGCAAGCAUUGGCUAAUGGUGACGGAGGGACGCAAAAGAGACAGCAGUCCCAGAGUGAGUGUAAAUAUAACACAUUUCAGUUUGAAGACGUCAUAUAUUGAUGAACAAAAACUAAAGAUGAGGAAACCUAAGCUUUAAAAUUGUACCUAUACUCUCUAUGAAAGUUUUCGCUUCCCACUCUUCAUUUAGCCGCUCAUGGAUAAUGGCUCAGUAACCUUGCCUAUGCAGGUCAAACAGUGAGGGUGACAAUGGUAAAUCUUUUGUUUAUAGAGACUUUAGUUACAUCAUAGUCUAGUACAAUCCUUAGUUCAAAUCAAUCUAAUUGGGGACAGGAGCUUCGAUAACAGCCAGCUACUAAUGGUCUACUGCACCUGCAACACUACUUACCGUCGCCUGUUUAGUCCGAGAGCAGGUGCUUGUGUUUCCCUUACAGCACAGCUACCUCUAACAUCAUGGGCAAUUGCUUAUGGAAAUAAUAAUUGACACCUCCGGUUAAAAAUAUGAAUUAUGUAUUAUGCAAAACGUACGCCAGGAAAAUUGUUUGCGAUAACCAAACCUACAUACUUCUCUUCUUAGAAAUAACUGUUUUUUUGUAACACUUUUUACAGAACUUUACAGGUAACAAGGACCGUGACUCAGUAGUAACUCACUGGUUUCCAAGGUUCAUAGCUCGGUAUGUUCGUGUUCUUCCUCUGACUUGGAGUGGUCUAACCAACUGCAUGAGGAUUGAACUCUUUGGCUGCAGAAAUGGUAAAUAUGCUUCUUAUCUAACGAUGGGACAAUGCAUCUCACUCAUCACCCUCUUUUGAUCAUGUGGUUAAUUUUGCGCAUCCAAAACGGGCUCGUCGUUACUGACUAAGAGUGAGGUCAGCAUUUUUUAUGGACCGAUAGAAAGUCGAGGUUCUCAUGGGACCAAUACUGGGGGGGUGAGGAUUUUGGGAAGAUCGUAUAGUUUUCAGGGGGGGAACGGAGGGGAGAGAUCAGUCGUCGCCAAUAGAGUAUUAAGAGGGGGACGGUAGAAAACUGACUGCCAAUGAGGAGGGAACAUACGAAUAUUACAGAGCCUUAUGGGGCAAUCAGGUUAAUUUUAUCGUGACGCAACCAAAAUCCUCAAGAGUUUGUAAUCUCUUGAAGAAAAAGACAUUGAUUUUCCUCUUUUUGAUUUCUCAAGUGACCGACGACAUUUUAUCGGAUGAGGAGAAGAAGGAGAAAAACGCAAAGGGAAAUAAAGAGAGCAAAUCACAAGGCAAAAAUGACGAUAGUGAUAGCAUGAAGAUGAAAGGUAAUGACUUUUUUAGAUAGUUUUUCAGAUUGUAUUUAUGUGCUUGUCGGCUAGUUGUUUAGCCUUCACUAUAAAGCCAUUUAGAAGGCUCAUAGAGACACAAAUACUGUCAAAUUAAAUAUAAACGUGUUUCCGUAAUAUGUAACUAUCUAAGUAGCACACGAUGUAAGGAGACAAUUCUAACUGCACAAAACGCCAGAAUGUUUUAAUUAUGUGAAAUCUCUCGGUUAGACAAAAGAAAACUUGAAAACAGCAACGACCGCAAAAAAUUUUCUUUUAAAUUAUCCAAAAACUGCAGUUCUGUCGCUAAUAUGUUGGUAGCUUUCCCCUGAUUCUGGUGAUAACUGCUUGCUUUUCAGGAAAACUGAGUGAGGAGGAUCUUAGCAUUAUGUCCAGUAAGUACUAAAUACUAACACUGGCGCAUCUGCAUUGGAAAAUUACUGCUCGGUUAUUUCAAAAUUUUUGUUUGUCGACCGGAUUAAACAAAUUCGGGAAGAGAAAAGAAAAAUCAUAAGGCAGCGUCGCAAACGUCCACGAUAAUGAGUCUAAUGAAUGUCAUGUUAGAAAGAAAUUCAUUUAGCAAAGAGGUAGAUUGCCGGCUCAUGUGUUGUCAGUUGAAUCAAACAGAUCAGAGCAAAAAAUGGCCUUUACUUAAUACAGUGAAUGAAGGAAUUUUCUCUUAGAGGUGUACCGAAUGCUGUAUCCAUCCAGGGGUUACGCCAGCCAAUAGCCAGCCAAUAGCCUGAGCCGACAAUAUUUUUUUCACUCAUUUGAAGUAGAGACCAUGACUCUAACAAACCUUGAAACAAAAUCUUAACUUUCUUCACUACAUACUUUCAUGUUCUUAAAUAUCAAAGACGAAGCAGGAAUAAGUUUCGUAACGUUAAAAGACUAGGUUAGCUCGGUCCCAGAUCUCUGAAAAUGCCUACAACAAGUAAAAAAGCAUCUUACGCCCUUGCUAUCGGCCAAUUUGCUGAAUCUAAUCGGUCCCAUCCGGAACUAUCAUAUGACUCGAUAAUUCAUGUAACGAGAGCUUUAUGGAGAGCUUUUGUUGUUUUUUACCACAACAUCUUAUGGAGUGGAUUUUCCCAGUGAUAUUGGUUUUGAAAUAUCUUUUUUUUUUCAGCAAUUGAAAAAGCAGUUGUCUACCUCCGUUUUGAAUACAUCUUAAAAGCCAACAUCAUAGUGGACGAAUCUCAGUUUCAUAAUGACGCCAAAAUUGUGAACUUCGCAAGAACAGCUCAGUUCAGUGAAAGAUGUGGUAAUGGCGUUGAUCUCAACGGAGGAGACAUAUUACUAAAUGGACCUUCUUUUCGGCAAAAACCACGUGUAGCCGUAACGAUUGCAGCGUGGAUAAAGUUAUUCUCAGUCGAGGGAACAAACUCUUUGUUUGACACAAUAGGUGGAGUUAACUCGACACACGAUAAUGGUCAGUACCAUCUGGAAAUCGACAACGGCUCAGUCAGAUGGUUUCACAGGAAUGAACGUAAUCAGAUAAUUUUCAACGUUACGUCAGAAGUAAUCGUUCCUUCUCACGUCUGGACGCAUGUUGCGUGCACGUACGAUGCUAAAUUAGGCCAAGCAGAUAUCUACGUUAACGCCAAGUUUAUUCUGAGAGGGGAUGGCUCGGGAGAAUUGUCACAAGAUUGGCAAGAGAAAGCUGGGAUCGGUGAACACAAAGGAGAGAGACUCUUCGACGGGCAAGUUGAUGAAUUUUAUAUGUCAAAUGAAGCUUUGAGUCAGGAAGAAAUUAAAAAAUUGAUGCAGAGAUGUGAAUUUGAAAAAGGUAUGUACGACUACUUAUUCGAGGAGAAAAUAAACGUUUAUUAAAGCUCGUCCAAGCCUGGUGUUGAAUGCAAGUCCUCUUCUCGGAAGAAACAAAACAAGCAUCACCACAUCUAUCCUCUAUCUUUCAUAGGUCUCGUUUGUACUCCCUAAGUAACAGUAAAGUCACUCGAAGAAACCCUGAAAAAAUACAAAUUAAAAAAGUAUGAUAAAAAUAAUGUUUUUCAUCAUUGUUAAAGAGUACAGCCUCUUUAAGACUCUUUCAGAAGAGAACCUCUUUAGCAACCUAUUUCAUACCGUCUUUGCAGAAUGCUUUUCACCGCUAGGAAUGGAAGACAUGAAAAUAAGAGACGGUCAAAUUACUGCUUCCUCGACAUAUCAUCUCCAUAAGCCGUAUUACGGCCGCUUGAAUCUUGUUUCAUUUUACGACGAUCCUCAGAGGACAGCCUGGUGUGCAGAUGAGGAUGACAAAGAACCCUAUCUGACAGUGGAUCUCAGAGAAGAGAAAACGUUAUCGGGCGUGGCUUUACAGGGUGCCUCUCUCGCUGACAAUUACGUUACUAGCUUCAAACUCUGUUAUAGUCAGAAUGGAAGGACAUUUCAGUGCGUAACUGAGGAUUUAACGGGCGAAGUAUGACCAUGUUUUUAUUUUGAAAUUGCAAAUUCGGAAAUUUCAUUGGAAAUCUUAGGGGGAGUGAUUGAAACUUGGUUGGAAGAGAGGGCAACUAAGAAAACAGAAAUAACGUAUGAAAAAUAAAUUCUUCCCACAGUGGUAACCGAAAUGCUCGACAAGGAAAUAGUAGGGUAGAUUUAUUUGCGCAAAAACUCAAAACUUUGCCGGUAAGAUAAGUAGAGAAUAAUACAUGAGUGCGCGUAGAUAUGGAAUUUCUCUUCAAGUGUUCAACUCGAUGGCUCACGAGUGAGUGCAGCGAACGAAUGAGAUGUCAAGUUGAACACGAGAAGAAUAAUUCCAUAUCUACAAGCAACCAUAUAUUAUUUUGUUUAUCAUAUAAACACAACAGCCCUUUGCUGACAAUGAAUUGUCAACUUUAUUAAUGAAUGAAAAUCAAAGGAUCUACAAUCCCCGAAUAAAAAUCGUAAAUUUCGUAAAACGGCUCAACAUACAAAAGUGCGUUGGAACACUUCAAAAACAAACCAUAGGCCUAAUUUUCUAUAAACAAAAUGUUCAGUUAUUGACUUGGUCCUUACCGACAAAAGAAAUCUUUCAGAUACACAGCCAAAUCUUCCAGUUUUCGUUUUCGAUCUCAGCCGCGAGAAUGCCAUUACAAAAGCCACUGAAUACGUAACUUUCGGUUUUUCUUUCCGUAUUUUUGGUUUUCUUCCCUUUCUAGGAAAGUUUGAAUGUCACUGUCUGUAAAGGAUAGGGAAAGGGGCCUGAGGGCUGUUACGAUGACCAAGAGGAUAACCAGAGUAUCUAAGUCUAGGUCAUGGUUGACUUGAGUUUCAAUAAUAUUAAAUUACUUUAAGACUUUCACAUUUAUAUUUCUCUCAUUUCCAAACUUAUCCAAUAGAGCUAUCUGCUGUAUCUGCUAAUCGCUCUUUUUCUAGAGUGACAUGACUUUUCUUCAAACCAGAAGCGUAUGCAUGUUGAUAUGGUAUAUAUAACUAUAGAGAAAAUCCAUAAAGUACUACUUACGCUUAUUUAGCGCGUCAAUUUGAAUAACUAAGUUAUCAUUGUGUUUCAUCGAUCCAGUCAUUGCAGGGAAGUGACGACAAAGAUUCUGUCAAGAUUCACUGGUUACAAAGAUUUUUCGACGGACGUUAUAUACGUAUCUACCCUCUGUCGUGGUACGGAGAUCAUAUUUGUAUGAGAGUUGAGUUAUACGGCUGCAUUCCAGGUAAAUCUGUUAAUUCAUUACGUUUUCAAGGAUUUGGUGCUGAUAAUGCGCAUUACUUCUAUAAUAUGAGAUUUAUAUUCUGAAGUGUGAAGCAGUUGAAGAUUCAUUAGAACUGUUUCCAACCGCCUUAAGUCCGCUUUCUCCGGAGAUGUUGCAUCUCGGGUCGAAUCGCGAACGUAUGGCAUUCUAAAUUGAUUACCUAUUUUACCCGUAACUGAAGAUUUUUCAGGUCCAGGGAGACGGUUUAGACGGACAUGGACUGAUGAAAAUUAAUUGUCACCUGAUCUUUGAUUUUUGCAGGAUUGCUGUCUGAUACAGUUCAAGCGGAUUCUUCUGCCAUAGAGAUCGUAAAUCCACUCACUUCGUGGUCAAAUUUUGGCGAUUGCAGUGUGAGUUGUGGAAAAGGAACGAAGAAAAGGGUUGUAAAAUGCCAACCCAAAGGAAACGAACGAAAUCAAAACUGUCCACCUGGAACAGAGUCUUACACGGAGAAAGUGCCAUGUACCAGACCAAGCUGCCCAGGUAAAUUCCAAUUGUGAGAAAUUUCCACAAAUAUACCCAACUCAGUAGACCAAUGUUGCUCCAACACUAUUAAAUCAUCGACUUCGUACUGAAAAGCGAAAAAAUGUACAAAAUCCUAAUCUUUUUCUAAUUUGGUGGCCAAGACACGCCUUACGAGCCACCUACGAGCCACCCUAAUUUAGGAUGUUGCUCACUAUAUUCCUACCUAUCUUAAUUCAACAGGUUUUUUUUUUCGUGGUCUAUUCAUCUUCCAGCCGCUGUCUUUAGCUUAUGAACUAUGUUACGUUUUUGCAUAUUAAACAGUGUUUCAGGAAUGUGGUCGAAAAUGCUUAUUUUUUACAAUAACCAAUGCUCUUCUGAUUUACUUGUUGUGGAAGAAUGUUUUUCACCAAUGGGAAUGUCAAAUGGUACCAUCUUGGACCACGAGAUCUCUGGUUCAUCCACAAUAGACAAGGCACACCCUGCCUUCUACGCACGCGUAAUAACUGUUCGCAACGAACGUGUGUCCACAAGAGGGAGCUGGUGCGCAAAACUGGCUGAUAAGGAGCAAUUUCUAGAGAUUGAUCUCAAAAAGCCAAGAAAAGUCACAGGUCAGUCGUGGAUGGCAACAUUCCCGAUAAUUACAAAAUUAAUUGCAACACUUGUAUACUGUUGCACUCUGUUAUCACAUAUAUUUCAGUGCACCUUUUAUCAAUCUCAUUUUUGUCGUUUCUGAUAUGAUUUGUUUCUUCCUGAGGUAGUCAAGACAAAAACAAAUGUGAGAGAUAUAGCUUUUCCUCUUUAUGUUUUUCUUGCUUGUAACGCAUCAAUUUUACUCGUUAUGUAUACUGCUUGUAAAAGUAAGUUUCUAGAAGUUUUUUAGAAUGCUGACAUGCAUACACAAACGUUAUAUACAGUCAUACCAAGGAAAUUUCUAGAACAGCUGUUAUGUUGUGUAGUUAUUAAGUAAUGCUACCAAACAGUUGUGUUCUAAGCUUCCGGAAUGUUCUCGCAUACUACUCUGUCGUGUAGAACUAGUUGUUGUUGUCGGGAGUGACCGACUGUCUGGAAAUCUAUACCGAGAGAGAGAGAGUUACUGAGGAAGGAGAUUGUGAGAUUGGAGAGAACUGUGAGAUUGUGUCAGUGACGAGCUUCGUUGUUGUCCAUAGUGGGCUUCAGUACGUUUAUUAAGGAUAAUUACUGCAUUGUCUAUAGGAGUCGCUUCUUAAUAAGAAUAUUACACGUAGUUUACUGAAGUAGUUGGAUUUGCAGGAGUAUAGUGUUCUUUCUGUCAGUUAAAGUAACACUCUUGUGUGUAAACUUCUCAUGAAUUAUCAUUUUCUCCUUUUGUUCAGGUAUUGGAACACAAGGGCAAGUUAGUGACGACCGCUGGGUGGUGAGGUAUGGAAUCACUUACAGUGCAAACGGGUUAAAGUGGACAAACUACACAGAGGGCAACAGACAAAAGGUAUCAAGUAACUGUUUCUCCUCCGCUUGUCUAUUUGUGUGUUGAAGUAAAAUAUUAUGUAAUUUCGUCGAUCGAUACAAGUGGGGUUGCUCAAGGAUAGCAUUAACUGCAACUGCGAUUUUAGGAAAUGGAAAAAUUUUGAGCAAAUUUUGUAAAACCAAAAUAUCCGCCAUCGCUUCUUUGUCCAGAAGAUGUGGAUGUAACUGAUGUAUUAAGGACAUUCGAAUUUUCUCCCUACUUCAAGUCUUUCUGUGUGCCACUGAGCUGAAAGGCUGGACUAAGCUAAGGUUAUAACCGUACUUCGAAGAACCGAUUAAAUAAGGAGUGUGGAGAGGCGAGGAAUUCCUCCCUUACCAAACUUUCAAAGAAUCGUCUUCUUAAUCAAUUUAGCGGUAAUCAAACUGUUGCGCAAGAUAUCUCGCAAAUCCUGUUCAGGGGACAGCUACGUUUAUCCGUUAAUACCGGUUAGCGCUUUAUUGCAAUGUUUGUAUGCUAUGUAAAUUGGUAUCAUACGCCUUUUAUUUCUUAUUUUUUUGUACGCUAUCGAAUAUUUCGUAGGACUAUUAUCCAACGUUCUUUUACCAAGUAAUGAUUACGAGAAAUUUCCACUCGGUAUCACUGAAUUUGUGUAGCUUGCUAAGCAAAUUUAACGUGAAUUGACCAGUUUUUUUAUGGGUAUUUGAGGUAAAACGGUUUAGAGUAAACUUUUCAAAAUUAUUUUUAACAAACAUCGGUUGGCAACCUUUCAAUUAACAACAGGAACAACAGCCAUUCUAUCAGAGGAUGAUGCAAAACGUUUUAAGUCCUUGAAAUAACGAAUUUUCUUAAUUUCGAAGAUUUUUGUCGGUAACGAUGACAGCAAAACCAUAGCAGUGCGUCACUUAAGACAUCCAAUCACAGCUCGUUACGUCAGAAUACAUCCAUUGGCUUGGUAUGGUGUACACAUCUGCAUGCGGGCGGAGCUUUAUGGCUGUGAUCACUUAGGUAGGUUUGUACUAUGUUACAUAUGGAUCUUUCUUCUUGCAAUCUUAUGACACUCAUUGAUGCCGUAAAUUUCAAACAAAAAAUGCAGUCCAGUGAUAGAGAACUAAUUUUGCGAUUGUUUUGUUUGUUAUAAGGUCAAAGCUUCAAACCAGUAGAAGUGACCGAUAACAGUGAAUCGUCCUUCAAAGUCACGGACGAAACUAGUGCCUCCAAAGCUAAUUCAAAGCUUCACUUGAAAGCGAAAGUGUCAGCCAAAGAUAAACCUGCCACCCUGAAAAUGGGAGCAGCACCAGAGGAACACGCUGGCGGGAAAGCAACAAUGUCUCCCACUUUAGUAAUAAGCAAGUCCAGAGAAAACGCAGCUCAGUUCAAUAAAUACGCUCCACGUCCUUACCAUGUUCAAGCACACAUCUCCAAUGAAGUAAAUCAAAACAGUUAUCAUCCUGUCACAGGAUUACUACCACAGCCUAACGCGCAUCCAGAGCUUCCACUUUCCUUCAGCAAUACUACUAAACAAGUAGACAUCUUGAACAAGCAACAGGCCAACGAUCUUCAAAGCAGCAAAACGAGCACCAUUCACAAUCAUGGACAGUUUGAUUGGGGUGCAUUCAGCAAAUGUAGCGUGACCUGUGGAUCAGGGGUUAGAAAACGAUACCGGAGGUGCAAUGUUGAGCAAUGCACGGCCCCGGGAUUGGAGACUCAGGUUAUCCCUUGCAUAAGUGCCACUUGUUCGGGUAUGUAUCAAUUCUCGUGGAUAAGAAUUGCCCACUUAAGAACAGUGAAUUGAAAAAAUAAUUAGGGAGUUAAAAAUUAGAGCUAGUAGAGUUAAAAAAAAAGGGGAAGAUCUACAGAAAGGAAUGGAUCAAAGGGGAAAAAGAAGGAUAGUUGAACAGCUGCCUGGCACAACGCAUAUCUUGUAAUCGUCUCAUGAAUGGCUAAAAUCUUUACUCGGCCCAGAUCGCGGUCGAUUGCUUUAGUUAGAAAAAUGUUCCAUUUUCAAUGCAUCAAAUCAAUUUUCUAAAGGUGCCCGACCUUAGGCAUAUCUUAAUUUAACAUUUCUCUGCGUAUUUACCCAGCUGACGCUUUCAGUUGGUCUCCUUACUCGGCGUGCUCUGUAACGUGUGGUGUUGGCAAAAGAACUCGGUCCCGAAUGUGUGAUGGGGUGGCCUGUCCAAGAUCAGGCCAAGAAUUUGAGACCAUCUCAUGUUUUCGACCAGGGUGUCCAGGUAAGUUCUGAUGUUCUUUUUUGUAAUUUGUUCCACGCUCGUGACAAUUAAAGCGAUUAAAGCGUGCAAUCCCGCGGAGGCAGAAUGGGCUCAUCUUGCCCUCGGGUAGCCAAUUAAUCAGAAUCACUGGCACUGGAAGCGACAUAAUCAAAAGAUUAUACUGCGGGUACGAAUGUCUCGAGGAAGUGACCUCACAAGUUGGGGUUCCAUGUAGGCUAGCUGAAAAAAAGAUUGCAACUCUAAGGUGAAAUUAUCAUUCUAAAAACAGAUGUUCAGUCCUUCUAUGUUAUCCUUUUAGUGUUACAUUUAGGGUUCGAGAAGUGGGAAAACCAAGUGGUUCUGGACGAGUCCGACAAGGGUAAUAACGCCUUCUUGGACAAGGGGGCGUUCAUUGCUCCACACAGAGGAGUUUGUGGACACUAUGCAAGCCUUGGAAAGUCAGGUAACAUACUGCUGGAAGAUAAAACCUUCAGAGGCAAACCGAGCACUGGCAUCACCGUUGCAUCUUGGGUAAACCUAGUGGGAACUUCUCUUGGAUUUCAUUCUAUCUUUAGCACAGCUCGGGUGAUGAACAUUGGGCAAAUCAUGGGUAAGACAUAUUUCGUACUUUAGAGGCUCUGAAAUUGAAGCAUAUCAUUAUAAAUAUAGCGCGGGCAAACUAUUUAAGCGACUUAACACAGGUGCCCUAAGUAAUCCCAUUGGCUCUCAAAGGCGAUGCCCAUAUAAACAAUUUAAUCUGUGAGUUCACUCCCUACGCUUGGCUUAGUCUUUCUGUUUUAAGUUCAUUCCUUCAGUUGCGCAAUGACACAUCAAGAAACAAAGCCGUCUGUUUCUUUUUCCCAGGCAAGCCUUGACUUGAUUACUCUUGCCCAAAUAAUUUCUAACGCGGACGUUACAAAGUCCCGGUGAAAAAGUGACAAUCCAUCAAAUACUUUACAAGUGAAAGCGUUAAUAACCAAUCAAAGAAGAGAAUUCUAUUUAAUAAAAAAAUAACGCUACUCUUGCCCCUGCCAUUGCAAUUAAUUGUUACAGAGGUAAUGAGGCAUACAGCAGAGGAGACGCCCGAUGUAAAGUCUGAAUACUUAAAAAGGUAUUUCUCGACUUAUUUUUCCAUUUAUUUUGGACAGGAGGAUAUCAUUUUGAAAUUGAUGACGGUAAGGUUCGCUGGUUUCAUCGAAACCGCUUUCAGAAUCCAGUGUUCAGUGUUAUCACUGAUAACAUUGUCAAGCCUGAUGUUUGGACACAUUUGAUUGGCUCCUACAACAGCACCUCUGGAGAAGCCAAGGUAUCAUUAUUUUUCAUUCAUUCAAAGUUUUCUAGCGAAAUUUUAUUACCACAAGCCUUGAUCCUUGAUCCAACGAAAGCAUGAUUUAAUAAAUAUCCGAUAUGUAUAUUUUCCACAGGUGUACGUGAACGGCGCUUUGCGUGGUUCCUCGCGAGGUUAUGGGGCUCUUGACGACUUUUGGGGUUACAAAGCAUGUCUAGGGAGCUUUGACCUUGGAGGAAGAUAUCUUCAAGGCUUUGUCGACGAUUUUUACAUAUUCAAUUAUGCAGUAGAACCUGGUCAGAUCAAAGACCUUCUGCGAAUCAAAUGCCCUGAAAGAGCAGUAAGCUGACCAAAACUUCGUUGAGUUCAUGCGGGCGAAAGAUGGUCGAGUGCAAGGCAAAUGGUGCACGAGCUAGCGAAAAAAUUCGCUCCUAAUGACAUCUUGCCACUCGAUACUAACGUUCCAAACAUUAUAAACGGCUUUCUAAGUCAUAUCCGCGAGACAAAAGAAACUAGCAAGAUUUACAAAAAUACUCCGACAGAGAUGGAUGGAAGUUCCGCGGAACACUUUUAUAAAAUAAAUCUAUAGCAAAUUUGGAAGAAUACCUCGCUAAAGUCGUGUUUUUAUUUCAUAG
Pocillopora meandrina is the source of this 15700-nucleotide messenger RNA. Lineage: Eukaryota; Metazoa; Cnidaria; Anthozoa; Scleractinia; Pocilloporidae. The record is from the annotation of a GenBank genome assembly.